AAGUUUGAGCUGGUGGAUGGUGAAGACUGGUGGCUUGUUAUGGUUCGAUAGGAAGGCAAAGCUGUCACCUCAUGGUUGAAACUUCAUCCUUAUCCUUACAACUUGCAAUCUCUAUAGUAUUCUCAAAUUCACAUUCUCUUGAAGUUUUUUCUCGAGGGUGAGUUCCAAAAGUGGGGAGUUUUUAGACUUGAGGAAGGCCAGAGAGGAUAGGAAGGAAGGAAGGAUGGAUUUCAAGGAGGGGGAGAAGAAGAGCUUGGGGCAAUGGAUUCUGCUUCUGGGAAACUGUUUGGCCUUAAUAAUUGGCACAACGGCAGGGCCAAUGACAUCCAGAUUCUAUUUCUUGCAUGGUGGGCAUCGUGUAUGGAUGUCAGCAUGGCUAGAGACAGGUGGGUGGCCCCUCCUCAUUCUGCCCAUCUGGAUUUCUUACACCAGAACGAAGUCCACCUCUAAGAGCCAUGUUACUCCUAGGCUUUUCCUUGCAUCUAUUUUGCUGGGUGUACUAACUGGUGUUGAUGAUUUCUUGUAUGCUUGGGGACUUGGCUUCUUGCCUAUCUCCACCUCUGCUCUCUUGAUUGCCAGUCAGCUUGGCUUUAAUGCAGUUUUUGCAUUUUUUUUAGUGAGGCAGAAGUUUACUCCUUAUUCAAUCAAUGCUGUAAUUUUGCUCACCUUGGGUUCUGUGAUGCUUGCUUUCAAUACUGAGAGUGAUAGGCCCAAAGGAGUCACAAAUUUGGAGUACUGGAUUGGGUUUGUUAUGACCAUUAUUGCAGCUGCCCUCUAUGGCUUCAUUCUUCCUUUGAUUGAGCUAACCUAUAAGAAAACCUCGAGGAAAAUAACUUAUUUGCUGGUUAUGGAGAUGCAGUUUAUCAUGUCAUUUGCUGCCACUGUUGUCUGUACUAUUGGCAUGGCGAUUAACAAGGAUUUUGCAGCUGUUGGGAGGGAGGCCAAGGCUUCUGAUGUGGGGGAGUUCAAAUUCUACAUGGUUUUGGUGUGGUGUGCAAUCUGCUGGCAGCUCUUCUACAUUGGGAUCUUUGGUGUCGUCUUUUUGACUAGUUCUCUGUUAAGUGGUGUGAUUAUAGCUGUUUUUAUUCCUGUUAAUGAAGUGCUGGGAGUGCUCUUAUAUGGGGAGAAAUUCAACGCUGAGAAAGGCAUGGCUCUGGUUAUGUCCUUGUGGGGAUUCGCCUCAUAUUUGUAUGGGGAGAGGACCACUUCCAAAAAAGCACGAGAGUCCCUUGAAUCAGCAAGACAAGGGGAAGAAAGGGUUUCGGACCUCGAUAUUGAUCAUCAGUCCCAUCAAACUUAACUGCCCAACUCAAUAUACUUUCUUAAUUGAUUGGAUCUUUAUUUUCUUUGUUGUUUGUAAUCUACAUGAUUAAGAGAUGGACGUAGAAGGCGAAGGAACAACCAAAACAUAUGUUCCACUGCAAACUUGUAAUAUCCAUUUGUGUGUGGGGAUUGAUUGUGUGUGUGUGGGGUUGAUAAUUGGUCAGAGCAAAAUACUGUACUAUGCACCUGUUCUUCUUUCUGACGGCUUAAAUCACACAUAUUAAGUGUAUAUGUUGAUAAUGAUUUGUAGGUUUGAAAGUGUUGAUGUGCAGGUUUCAAAGUGUGAAACAGUCAGAAUUAGAGUUGCUUGACAAAAUUCUGACUAUCUCUAGGCUUAAUAUGUUCUUUAGAGUGUUUAAAAAUGUUGAUUUGUAGGUUUCAAAGUGUGAAACAGUCAGAAUUAGAGUUGCUUGACAAAAUUCUGACCAUCUCUAGACUUAAUAUGUUCUUCAGUGUUUAAAA
Molecule: messenger RNA, 1785 nt
Organism: Cryptomeria japonica (Japanese cedar)
Lineage: Eukaryota; Viridiplantae; Streptophyta; Pinopsida; Cupressales; Cupressaceae
Product: purine permease 3
Exons: 1
Coding region: 224-1300 (358 amino acids)
Cellular component (GO): membrane
Molecular function (GO): purine nucleoside transmembrane transporter activity
Source: RefSeq, a predicted model, not a curated record